This is a messenger RNA of Schistocerca serialis cubense, 1725 nucleotides long. RefSeq lists its product as uncharacterized. NCBI's taxonomy places the organism in Eukaryota, Metazoa, Arthropoda, Insecta, Orthoptera, Acrididae. The coding region runs from base 91 to 804 and encodes 237 amino acids. The transcript is spliced from 6 exons. The record is from RefSeq and is a predicted model, not a curated record.
CUCCAGCGGCGGCGCCUCCAGUGCGACGCCAGGCGCCGCCACGCGCUCAUCUCAGCCCGGCUCAGCGCAGCUAACGCCGCCUCUCCAGACAUGGCGCGCAUCGCGGCGGUAUCGCUCGCUGUGUUCAUCGCUGGGGGGUGGCUGGUGGCGUCGAGCGCAGGCAGCUGCGAGAACCGCACCGACCGGCUGGACCAGUGCCUGAAGAAGCUGCCCGGCAUGCUGCAGGACAGCGGCAGCGGGCUGCCCACGUCGCCACACCAGCUGGACAUCUACUGCAGCGCGUUCCAGACCGGCAUGGGCUGCGUGGACGAGUACCUGCAGUGCGCGUCGGUGAGCAGCCGCCGUCUGGUGGAGCAGCAGGUGGAGGGCGCCCGCUACACCUUCCGCUUCCUCUGCGACGACGCACAGUUCCGCGCUGAGUACCUGCAGUACACGGACUGCUACCGCGCCAUCUCGGAUGACUGGACGGAGUGUGCGGACCGCUUCAUGACGCUUGUGAAUGAGGACACGGCCGCGCUCAAGGACAGGCACACCCGCAUGCUGGAACUCUGCUGCGCCAAGCACGGCUUCCUGGUGUGCGUGUACGUGGCGAGCCGGGCGCGCUGCCGGCGCUCCGAGGCGAUGUUCCUGCAGCGCAUCGGCGAGACGCUGUCCAGCCUGCAGGUGUACUCGCCGCUCUGCCGCCAGCUGGGCGUCGCCGUCUGCAGCCGCGCCUCCGCCCCUGGGUCCGACGGCGGCGCCCACCUCGCCGUCGCCUUCGCAGCGGCCGCCGCCUGGGCCGCCGCCAGCGUCCGCAGGCUCUAACAGGUUUUUAGAGACACAGCCGGCAUUUAUACUUUUGACAUGUUACCAACAUCCUCCUGUGAACAAUGGACAUACGCAAAGCGUUUCCGAGAAUAUGCGUUGGACGAAGUGUGAGAAGUCUGAGGGAAAAUGGCACCCGCUCGAAAGAGAUUCGUUUCGUCAAGAAGAGUCGUCUUUUCGCUGUUGUGCUAGCACGACGUGUUGGUCUCACAUUGGUCUGGAGAUGAACGAUGGCUGCCGAACGCACAAGACACCGGCUGACCGAUAUCGGCGCUCACUUUCAAAGUGCCCUGUCCCAAUUUUAAUUCUAUCUACUGUAAAGCGAAAUGUUUUACAUCUAUCAUUGUAAUUUACUAUUUAUAAACUUAGAAAACUGUCACGUCACAUGUACCAAUUCCUAAAUCUGUUAAACAAAAUAAUCACUGGGUAAUCAUCAUUGCUAUGUGAAGUAGAAACAGUAGGGCUAUAGUUUUCGACAAGCUGCUCUGUUAACUCCUUUGUAAUCAUACGAGACUGCGCCGAAAAGACAGCCUCAUUAAUAAGUGUCAUUAAAUUUUCGUAAAUUACAGUCGCAUGCACGUGUUAGAAACAGUUAGCAGAAGAGGCAAUGCUGUCACGUCAUAACCGACGAAAACGUUUUAUUUAUUGUUUCCCAGAAAUUCAUAUCGUUCUCGCCGUAUUUGUUUUGUAAUUAUGGACUGCGAAUGUAGACAAUCUCUGUCCCCUGUAUGACUGUAUGCACACGUGCCACGUUUUUAUUGUAUAAUUACAAGUGAGAUAAUACACUCCCUUUACUUAAAUUUUAUCGCAAAUUCUUCCAGUGCAUUUUAUGAAAAUUCUAUUCAGAACGUUUCUUUCAUUUAUUUGAUAAGGAAGAUAUAUUGUACAAAACAUGUUGACUUGUGUGGCAUGUGUACUGUU